GUCAGGAGCCCCAAUUUGAGAAGCGUUGGCCUCCCCCAUGAAAUCUGUGUCGUACAAGGCAAAAGCACACAAAAGACCAGAUUUCACGGAGGGAGACCAGAUUUCAUGGUCCGUGACGUGUUUUUCAUGGCCGUGAAUUUGGCAGGGCCCUACCGAUCAGUGUUUAUUGUUAUAGGUGAUUGUAACAUGUUAUGAACUUUCACCACAUUUCCAACCACUGAGCUCACAAACGGGGUAGGCCUGUUAGAUCCCAAUUAUUACACCACGUCCCCCCAGGGCGCAGGGAAAGGAAACAGCUGCGGUGGAGCUGCCUCAGAUAGGGGCUUUGCCGGGUGGCUUUGUGCUAGAUGGGGAGGGGGUAGGAAACACACAGAGUAAAGGAUAUGCCAGCUCUGUUGGGACGUGCGUUCAUUCUGCGGCACGAUUCUCAGAGCAGGUGGAAAUUUCCCCAUUUCUAGAAAAGGAACCAACCCAUGGACAGGGCUGGGAAAGAAACAACCCACUCCUGGGGCUGGAGCCUGAAUGUUCCAGGCUGCACUGGAAUAUGAAGGGGACACCACCAGUGAAGAUGUCCCAUCUCCUCACAUCUGGCUGCUGGUAAUGGGGAGGAUGUUGGGGUUCCUGUCCCGCUCGAGGUCUCCACCUCCCUUAUCAGCCUCUGGCUAAUGCCGGUGACCUUUGAGGAGGUGGCUGUGUAUUUCACCCAGGGGCAGGGGGCUCUGCUGGACCCUGCUCAGGGACGUCAUGCAGAAUUAUGAGACGGCGACCUCGCUGGCAGCCGAUGGGGUGGGGAGUGAAAACAAGGAGGAGAAUUCACGGCAGGAAGGUCCUGAGCAAGGGGAAGCGCAAGGGACGUUACUGGGAAGAUCCAAAGGGAACUUUGACCAGAGCUGUGAGUGUGAGAAAGCCUGUGGAAAUCAGUGCCAGUCAGAGAGACAGCUGGGAAACCAGCCAGAGAAAGAAGUGGGUAGGUUUCAUGUGGCAGAGGACGCAAGGAACUCAGCGAAACAACAGCCCAGCGGAGAAGCAACACGGGAAAGAGAAAAAAACAUGUGCGCCGAGUGUGGGAAAAGCUUCAGUCGGCGCUCUCAUCUUAUUUCCCAUAGAAGAAUCCACACGGGCGAGAAACCCUAUAAAUGCCUGGUCUGUGGGAAAAGCUUCAAUCAGAGCUCAAACCUUAUUUCACACAGAAGAAUCCACACAGGAGAGAAGCCCUAUAAAUGCCUCAUCUAUGAGAAAAGCUUCAUUCAGAGCUCACAACUCAACAGACAUGAGAGAACGCACACGGGAGAGAAACCCUAUAAAUGCGUUGAGUGCGGGAAAAGCUUCAUUCAGAGCUCGGAUCUUAUUUCCCAUCAGAGAAGCCACACGGGAGAUAAAUCCUGUCAAUGCCCAGAGUGUGGGAAAAGUUUCAACCAGAGCUCAGAUCUUAUUACGCAUCAGAGAAUCCACACGGGAGAGAGACCCUAUAAAUGCCUGGACUGUGGGAAAAGUUUCGACUGGCGCUCACACCUGGUUAUACACCAGAGAAGUCACCCGGGACACAAUCCUUAUCAAUGUGUGGACUGUGGGAAAAGUUUCAGUCGGAGCUCAAACCUUAUUACGCAUCAGAGAAUCCACACAGGCGAACGACCUUUUAAAUGCCUUGAUUGUGGGAAAAGAUUCUGUCAGACCUCAGAUCUUUUUUCACAUCAGAGAACCCACACGGGAGAAAGACCCUAUAAGUGCUCGGACUGUGGGAAAAGGUUUAGCGACAGCUCGACCCUCAUUAAACAUAGGAGAAUCCACACAGGAGAAAAACCCUAUACGUGCCAGGUCUGUGGGAAAAGCUUCAGUCAGAGCUCCACCCAUACUCGACAUCAGAGACUCCACAGGGGACAAAAACCUUGAAUGUGGGGGAAGGAUCUUUUGGGGCACAGAUUGUCGGAGGCAUCAGCAAAUCCACACGGGGAAGAGACCUCUUAGAUCUCAUUAGCAUGUAAAAUACUACAAUACUGGACAUCAGAGACUCCUGCACGCAGGAGAGAAAUUCUAUCAGGGCACAGUAAAGAGACGAGACAUUUCCUGUUUCCCACACACAUCAGGGGCGUUUGGCCCCCAAGUAUCCAGCUGCCUGUGUCUGGGGUGAGGACCCAGGAACAGCCAAACUUGAGCAUAUCAGUUACACUGCUCCGUUCAUGAGCAAACUGAGUUUUACACUCAUCUACUUCCCCGCUCUGGGGACAGAUUGUCUCAUCCCGUUACUGUCGUGUUGCUGCGAGUUGUGCUGUGGGUUGUUGUCUUGUUGCGAGGGUUUUAGUACCUUUCCUAAAACACGAAUGGAUAGAGUGAGAGGGAAUGAUCCAUAACCGGUUGGUCAGGGUAUAGGCGCCGACUUCCUCUCUACCUGUGGGAAUGGCCCAAUGCCCCCUCCCCCCCCGCCCAAGCCCUGCCCCCACUCCACCCCUUCCCUCAAGACCCCGCCCCCACUCUACCCUUUCCCCAGGCCCCACCCCUGUCCCUGUCCCACCUAGUUCCGCCCCCUUCCCUGAGAACACCCUCUCCCUGCGCCUCCUGCAUGCCCCAGAACAGCUCAUCCGCGGCGGAUGGGAGGCUUUGGGAGGAGUUGACCAGCGGGGCUGUCGGCAGGUGGUUGUGGGGGGGAGCUUGGCUGCCGGUGGGUGCUUAGCACCCACGGAGUUGGCGCCUAUGGGUCAGGGACCUGCGAGACCCAGUCCCCCUGCUCCAAAGCCUCUUUCAUUACUCAUAUGCAGCAGAACAGCUUCAACAGGAGAGACUAAAGAAGUCCCAUAUCAGGAUAUCCCAUAGGUUGGUGAUCACUCUCCUGUGGGAGAACCCAGUUCAAAUCCUCUCUCUCUCCCUCAGGCAGAGCAGGGAAUCCAACCAGGGUCUCCCACAUCCCAGAUAAGUGCUCUUAUCACUGAGCUAAUAGGUGGGUCGCACCACCUCCUCCUCCGCAGGCCAUUAUGUGUGGAGAGAGACAGGUGUCUAACACAAUCUCACAAGCCUAAGCCAGGUGUCUGCAGGAGAGGGGUUACAUCCAGUGGCUUGCAAGCAGAGAUAGGGCCUUGUCUCUAUCAGAGGGGAGGGACUGAGGACACACCCCUCUCAUCAGCACCUCCCAUUGGCUAGCUUAGGCGGCUCCCCUUGGAGCAUGGAUCUCCUUCUUGGGCACCUCUCUCUCCCCAUUCAUCAUGCUUAAGUCAGGUUCUAUGAAUGCCAUAGUUAUUCCAGGAAAGUCAGGGUGUUGUGAUGCUGAGCAGAGUAGAGCUGGGCCUAGAAUGUGGUCCGGACGGGAUCGGUUCAUGGCCCUACGCUAUUUAAUGUUUUUAUUAAAGACCUGGAAGGAAACAUAAACAGAUAAAGUUUGCCGACGACACAACUAUUAGGGGAGUGGGAAAUAAUGAAAGGGACGGGUCACUGACCCAGAGCGAUCUGGAUCACUUGGUCAACUAGAUGCAAGUAGACCACAUUGUUAGAGAGCUUAUUCCUUCACUCUCACACUUCCCUGGUCCUUCUCGCAUGAACAGAGAGCAACAAUACCCGAAGUCCGAAGGUGCAAACAAUUUGAUGUUUAUUGGGGUGAACUUCCAGC
Molecule: messenger RNA, 3595 nt
Organism: Chrysemys picta bellii (western painted turtle)
Lineage: Eukaryota; Metazoa; Chordata; Testudines; Emydidae
Source: RefSeq, a predicted model, not a curated record